Lithohypha guttulata is the source of this 1008-nucleotide messenger RNA. RefSeq lists its product as uncharacterized. Gene Ontology annotation, cellular component: fungal-type cell wall. The transcript has a single exon. Gene Ontology annotation, biological process: fungal-type cell wall polysaccharide metabolic process. NCBI's taxonomy places the organism in Eukaryota, Fungi, Ascomycota, Eurotiomycetes, Chaetothyriales, Trichomeriaceae. The record is from RefSeq and is a predicted model, not a curated record. The coding region runs from base 1 to 1008 and encodes 335 amino acids.
AUGGUCUUGUCAUGCGGCCCACGAUCCAUUCUCACAAGCGUGGCCGUCCUUCUAAGCUGUCUGGCUCGCGCCGCCAUCUCACAAGCAUCAGAUCCAGAAUCUAAACGUGGUAUAGCCUACCUAGGCACUCCACACUCAAGCGACUAUAACAUCUUCCUCUCCCGCCAGUCGCCCAUAACCUGGUAUUACAACUGGUCACCCUACCCCGUAGGUCGACCCAGCAGCUUCCGAGACAUAGAAUUCGUUCCUCUUUUACACAAUCUCGAAACCCUGUCCGGCGACCUCAACCAACUCCGCAACCUCCCGCAAAGCUCGACACAUCUCCUGACCUUCAACGAGCCAGACCACGACGUUUCCGGUGGUGGCUCGGAUAUCUCUCCCCCAGACGCUGCGCGCGCCUACGUCGAGCAAAUUAACCCGCUUAGCAUCCAAGCUGGCGGACGCUGGCAGAUCUCCCACCCUUCAACGACCGGCACAGGCUCAGGCCUCAACUGGCUCCGCGCCUUCAACGCCUCAUGCUACGAGCUCGACCCAGUCAACGGCUGCCGCAUCGACUUCAUCGCAACACAUUUCUAUGGCGACUUUCCGGCCCUGGCAUCUUGGCUCGGGACCCUGAACGAAUACUACAGCGGUACCACUCCCAACCCCUUACCAAUCUGGAUCACUGAACUCGCGCUUCCACAACAGAGUGCCCAGGCCACGGAAGUAAUGAUGAAUACUACCCUUCCCUACCUCGAUGAUUUAGGAUACGUAGGGCGAUACAGCUGGUUCGGGAUUUUCAGGAGGGAGAAUGCGAAUGCCUGGACGGGCGAUGGCGUUUCGUUGUUGGAUAAUAGUGGGGAUCUGACGAGACUGGGAGCGGAAUAUUUGACGACGGAGAAUGUCACGUUUCGAGCGGGGAUGAGUGCGGAUGAUCGGGAUGCAGCGAGUGAAGGGUGGAGAACGCGAACGAGUGUGUAUGUGAUCGUGACUGUGGUGCUGGGCUUGAUAGGUUUGUUGAGAUUAUGA